GGAGGAGAAAACUAAGGAAGAAAAAUGGAAGGCACAAUAGUGUUAUACCCGAUGAUAGGCAUGGGACACCUUGUAUCAACGAUGGAGCUCGGCAACCUCAUCCUCCGCCACUACCACAACCGCUUCUCCGUUACAGUCCUCAUCGGAGAGGGACCUCAGGACCCUCCUGAUGCCACCGCCUUCCUCCACCACAUCUCCGAAACCACCCAUUCCAUUACCUUCCUCCACCUCCCCUCUCUCCCAACCAAUCCUGCUUCUCCUAAUGGGACCCUCACACAAAUCAUUCGCCUCCACAAUCCAAAUGUUCGCCAAGCUCUCCAAACCAUCUCGGAAACCUCCAUUGUUCGAGCUUUUGUCAUAGAUAUGUUUACUACCCCAGCCCUCACCGUGGCAUCGGAACUUGGAAUCCCAACUUACUACUUUCUCACUGGCGGUGCUGUCUUACUCUCCUUCUUUCUUUAUCUUCCAAUCAUUCACAACCAGACCACUAAGAGCUUCAAAGAGAUUCCCACCACCCAUUUCCAAUUCCCGGGCUUGCCCUCCAUGCCGGCCUCAUACUUGCCCGAAGAGGUGCAGGAUCGAGAGCACCAAUUCUACCUUGACGUCUUAGACAUUGGUUUAAACCUUCGCAGAUCAAAAGGAAUUCUGACGAACACCUUUGAGUGUCUUGAGUCAACAUUGAUCAAAGCUAUCACUGAUGGGCUCUGCGUACCAGAUGCUCCAACCCCACCUGUUUACUGCAUCGGACCAUUGAUAGCCAGUCCUAAAAAUCGAAGUGGAGAGGGUGAUGAAGCUGUACAUCACUGCUUGUCAUGGCUUGAUGCUCAACCAAGUGAAAGCGUCGUGUUCUUGUGUUUUGGAAGUGGAGGUGUGUUCUCAGCAAAACAGGUGAGGGAGAUCGCUAUUGGGUUGGAGAGGAGCGGCCAGAGAUUCUUGUGGGUUGUGCGCCAGCCGGUCUCUGAGGACAAUAACAAACACUUGGCGUGGGAACAUAAAGACCCAGAUUUGGAGACUCUGUUACCUCAAGGCUUCUUGGAUCGGAACAAGGAGAGGGGUCUUGUGGUAAAAUCGUGGGCACCCCAAGUUGAAGUGCUGAAUCAUGAAUCGGUUGGUGGAUUUGUGACUCAUUGUGGAUGGAACUCUGUUUUGGAAGCGGUGUGUGCAGGGGUGCCUAUGGUGGCGUGGCCUCUGUAUGCUGAGCAGCGUAUGAACAAAGCAUUUUUGGUGGAAGAGAUGAAGUUUGCAAUGCCAAUGGAGGAAUCAGAAGAUGGGUUAGUGAGCGCAGCUGAGGUAGAGAAAAGGGUGACUGCGUUGAUGGAAUCGAAAGAAGGGAGCGUGCUUAGAGAACGGAGUCGGAAGAUGAAGCAAGAGGCCACGGCUGUGUGGUCCGAGUGUGGCUCUUCUCUGAUUGCUUUCAGAAAGCUGGCCGAGUCAUGGGUCAUUCAAUAA
This is a messenger RNA of Telopea speciosissima, 1449 nucleotides long. Its product is annotated as UDP-glycosyltransferase 88F3-like. The record is from RefSeq and is a predicted model, not a curated record. The transcript has a single exon. Lineage: Eukaryota; Viridiplantae; Streptophyta; Magnoliopsida; Proteales; Proteaceae. Gene Ontology annotation, molecular function: UDP-glycosyltransferase activity. The coding region runs from base 25 to 1449 and encodes 474 amino acids.